AUGGGCAUUCCCUAUUCCAAAGAGAUCAAUGCAGCCUUCGAACAGGUAACCCCACUGGUGGCCGCCGGGUAUGAAGUCCUCCGAACCACAAAGGACAUUGCAAUCCUAUUGGCUUGCAUUCAAGUUUUGACGGUUGUUUUGCUGUUCCUGAUUUUGAUGGCCUUGCUCGGUUUGCUGUUCAGUGUCAACCCCGACCUCGUCGAGGAGCGGCAGCAGUUGGUCACGCCAGCACUACAACGGUUGGCCAGCAGCGUGCUGGCCUUUGGAGGAGUGGCGAAAGUGUUGUUGUACGCCUUUCUUGGAGCGGCCUCUGUCGGUUACGGGAUGUUUCUCUGGCAGGGCUAUGUCACAGGGACUACACUCCCAGCAUCUGAUGAAGAGGAAUCCGAAGACUCGCCGGAGCAAUCUGACAAGGACAAGAAGAGCGCCAAGGACGCGAAGAAUGCGAAGGAGAAGAAAAGGUCGGACAAGAACGAAGAGAAAUAA
Exophiala dermatitidis NIH/UT8656 is the source of this 486-nucleotide messenger RNA. RefSeq lists its product as uncharacterized. The coding region runs from base 1 to 486 and encodes 161 amino acids. Lineage: Eukaryota; Fungi; Ascomycota; Eurotiomycetes; Chaetothyriales; Herpotrichiellaceae. The transcript has a single exon. The record is from RefSeq and is a predicted model, not a curated record.